This is a messenger RNA of Limulus polyphemus (Atlantic horseshoe crab), 3482 nucleotides long. RefSeq lists its product as uncharacterized. Gene Ontology annotation, molecular function: protein binding. Gene Ontology annotation, biological process: signal transduction. Bases 154 to 1881 code for a protein of 575 amino acids. The transcript is spliced from 2 exons. The record is from RefSeq and is a predicted model, not a curated record. Lineage: Eukaryota; Metazoa; Arthropoda; Merostomata; Xiphosura; Limulidae.
UUUUAUAGAUAGUCCCAGUGAUUGAGAUGACGCAAUUUGGGAGUAAUGAGCUGGUCUUGGCUUAUUGUGUUGGUUAAGUUUAAUUUUCAUUAGUUUUAUUUAUUUUACAACACACCAGAAUUAGGGAACAGGUUCUAAGUUGUGCAUGAAGAAAUGAGUUUAUAUGUGCCUUAUGCAAUUAAUCAAAGACUCCAUGGAAAAAAUGCAGAAAUUGAUAAAAUACUUAAUGAAAUUACGAAUGAAUUGGAAGAAGAAAACCGCUUAUUAAUGUCUUUUUAUAAAGAUGCUUUGAUGAAAAUAGGAAAUGUUAAAUAUGAAGAUGUACCUCAUUCUGUAUUUAAACAAAUAGCAGAAACAGUUGAGGCUAGAUCAGAUGAUGAUUGGAAGGACAUUGCAAGCAAACUUGGAGUUGGCAAUGUAGGAGAACUUAAAAUUAUUGAAAAACGUUCACGUAAUUUAAAUGAAUUGCCUUUAUACACUCUCUUUGUAUCAAACUUAUCAAAAGGUUCUGGGACAUUGGGACAAAUCUUAAAAAUAUUGUUAGAUAUUGAGCGUUAUGACAUACUACGUAAAAUACAAGGUGAGAUAAUCACUCUUCAAGCAAAACAUUCAAAUUCACAAAGUUUAGAAAGAAGUGAUUCCAUCAAUUGGAACCAUAGUCAGUUUCCAGUUGAAGAUGAUUCAUCAUAUUUCUCUUCGUCUCUCUCCAACAGACAGCAAACUUCUACAGACAAUCUCUGUUGUGAAGUAAAUGAUACAACGAGAGAAAGUGACUUGUUCAGCUGCACAAACAGUUCUAUUUACUCUGCUAGUCACAGCUUUGAAGGAAACAAUCUAGAAAUUACUGAAAGUAGAAAUGAUUGUUGCAGUAAUGCUAGAGAAAAAGAUUUACUUCUUGGAACUAACUGUUGUGUAACAGUAAAACCAGAAGAAAAAGAAUUUGAAAACAACUUCAGCUCAAAAUGUAACAGAAAAAGUUAUAAAAAUUUCAAACGUAACAUUCAGUCUACUCCAGUGUUUCAUGCUAACGAAGAAAAAAGAUAUCGAGAAGAAAGCAUUGACAUUGAAUCAAGUGGAAGCUCCUAUGAAAUCUCCAACUUGAGCUGUGAGAGUAAUGGCUCCAUUUUCCAGCCAGAAAGCAUUUCCAGUUGCAGAAGUGAAGACGCUGAUAUCAAUGACUUGUAUACAUAUGCUCCAUAUCAGGGAAAUAGCUUUACCAGUAGAGGUCCAAUACUAAUGUCACAGGAUGUAGCUGUCACUCUGUAUAACUUUUGGGAUAAUGAAGGAAGUGUGUCAGGUCAAUUAAAAAGAAUACCAAGAAUUGCUUGUGGAAAAGCUGAUUCUCAGGUAUACAUAGGACCUGAGAGAAUCUGUGAAACUUUAUAUCGGCCUUUAAGUAAUAAAUUUGCAUCAGUGUUUAUCACUCAUACUUUAGAUGACAUAGAAGUUGCCAUGAAACUGAAAGAUAAGAUGAAUUUUCAAUUUAACGUCACUUUUGCAAGGGAGUUAGAUGUUGAGCUUGCUUUUGAUCCUUACAGUAACAUCAGAAAAUUGCUUGAAAAUGUUGACUUCAUUGUUCCUAUUGUAAGCCCUUCUUAUUUGCAGGAAAUCGAGCCUGUUGACAUCCAGACAAGAAGCACAGAUAGCCUCCAUGUCCGUUACAUUUUCCAGCAUUAUCAAAAUGAGUAUGCUAAUAAAGCUUGUCUAAAUUAUAAAAUACGGCCAGUGAUGGUCAGUGGCAUGAAACAAGCUGAUCUAGGAAAUCGUUUAGAGCUGAGAUGCUGUUUAAGGUUAUGGGAAGAAGUUCCAAGACUGUGUAAUAUUCUAAAGAUGACCAAAGAAAAAUAUCCACAUAUGUAUCUAAGACAGAAGAAUGACUAAAGAUACAUUCAUCAGAGCACCUUCACCUACACAAGUGCAAUGUUAGAAAAGUAGAAGGUACAGAAUCACAGAUAAUUUGAAACUGAUAAAUAUGAUUUUUAUGUGAAUCUUAAAUAGGAAUGAUCUGCAGACAAUUUUUCUAUAUUACAUUAGUUCAUCAAUGCAAUAUUAAAAUAAUAAUGUUAGUCAGGACAGAGUGGUAGUAUGUUUCAAUUUGAGAUAGCCUGUAUAAAAUGUUCAGAUUUCUUUUACCGCUGUAACAAUAAAUUUACCUGGCUGUGAAGUUCUGCUAAGCAAAUUAACUUUAUUUCAGUGGUGGCUUAUGAUCUCUGUUUAAAGUUGUUUCCAUUCAGUUUUCAUGCUGUCAAGGCAAUUGACAACAUAUUUAAACUUCAGGAGUUUAUUUGGUUGGUCCAGUAAUCAUUUAUACACUUUAUUCCUAAUUCAUAAAAAAAAAAAAAAAUAAGUUUUACUGUGUCUCUGCUUAGCCAAUUAAGUUUCAUAAAAAUUGGGUCACACAAAUAUAUAUUUAUUAACAAGUGGCCUUUAUUAGUCUUCUGUCAUAUUGAUAUUAUUGUGCACAUUAACGAGCUCUGUACUCAAUAUAUAUUUUUCUUAAAUAAGGACAUUACAAAUGAGUUUAUAAUAUAUUUACUUUUCUUUUCUGAUACUUCUGUUAGUGAUCAUGUUUAUGGUAAAGAGAAAUUUUGGUAUCCAAUUUUAUGUUUUGUCCACAUAAAAUAUUGUAAGUUUUAGAAGAAAGUUACUUUAGGUGAAGAUUAUAGGCUUUCAUAAUUUUUUACUUUUUUUGAAGAAGUGAAUACAGGCCAAAGGGGGGAUUCAAAUGUAAAAAGCUUUAGCAGACUAAGCUACUGUAUCAUAGGUGUGUUAAAUCUCAGAUUUAAAAUCGCUGAUUAUUGAAAACAGAACUCAAUAUAAGGUUUAAUCAAUGUCAGUCAUUUAUAAAGUGCUCUGAAUCUUUUUAAUUUGUUGGAUAUUGUAAGUUUUAUAUAGACUAACAGUAGAAAUUUGAAGUGACAUGUUGACCUCUGAAGUUUUUAUUUUUGUGUGUGUGUGUUUAUCUUUGAUUGUGAAAUAGAAUAGUUCAUUAAAGAACCUUCAGUAAAACUACUUUCUACCAGUUAUUAUUUAGUUUGGUCUGUUUUCAACCUAUUCAAACUUAUAUUUUGUGUUUUUCUAUCAUUAAUCAUAAACAGCAAUCUAAUGUUGAUUAUUUUUUGUCUUUUUAUUAGUUUUGAACUUUAUGACAUUAAUUUAGAACUUUGGUUAUGAUUCUUUUCACUUAACUUAUAAAUAUUACUUAGUUUAUGAACCUACUUAUAAUAAUGUACAUUCUUACUCCUUACAUUAUUGUUAUAUAGAUUGUAAUGUGCUUGUGGCAUUUUUGAUUUAAAUCUGUUAUCAAUAUUAUAUCAUUCUGUAUUUUUUCUACUGCAUACUGUAUUUCAGUACUAUAGACAUAUCUGAAGAUCUUUCGAUUCCCUAGAACGGAUGAAAAUAAACAUGCAUGUUAAUUUUAAAUACAUUUUUUACUAUUUCAAACUUGAGUUUUAUUAAAUGAUAAAAAAAUAUAUCUUGAA